UUGUACCUCAAUUGAACUUUUAAUAAUCGUGAUAUUUGCUUGCCGAAUGUAAACAAGAAACAGUUUAGAAACUGAACAUCUUGAAGUUUAAAAAAAAAUACCACAGAAUAUUAAUUCUACCAUGAUUACUUAAAUUUUUCUUAUCGAAAAUGCUACCUACGUAUACACCUGUCACUAGCAGCUACACAUGGCCUAGAUCUAAUUCGUUUGCGAAGUCCAAUACUUACGCUUUCCCUUUUAAUCCUCGUUUUGGAUACCAGCAGCCACAGCCCCAGGCAUCAUUUAUUCCCCGUCUAGCUAUUCCCCCGUAUCUACGUCCCAAUGCAGAUUAUGACCGGAUGGGCAGGUACAUUAGAAAACCUACAAACCAAAGCGUCCCAAUGGACUUGCCAACUAAGAUGACGGAAGCGGCCGUGUCGCAGAGAGUGCCAGCAGCCAAGCAGACUCAAGAACAUGACUGCACCUUGUGUCAAGAACUUGUGGAUAACUCACAGCCAGGGAUUUUCUACUCACAGUUGAGAUAUUCCCCAUGGAUGCCAAAUAAAACUGUUAAAAACGCAGCUAUGAAGUCAAGGGCGCCAUGUGUAGUCAUGUGUCAUACCAAAGAAAGAAAAGAUCUUUUACUUCGUGUGUAUCUGAUGUUGUUAGUCAAACUGGUAUUAUGCUUGAUAUUCUGUACAGUUUUUCAAUUUGGGAUGAAGUCAGAAGUGACAGAAUUGAAAAAUGAAUAUCCCUGGUUAGUAUGGAUGCCCAUAAUAAUCUAUAGUUUUUGCUGUUUAUUCUUCACCUUUUCACCGGAAAGAGUCAUCAAAUACCGAGCUGUUAGCUAUUUGAUGAUAGUAGCCAUUACAUACUCCAUUUGUCUUGGAGCAGGGUCUUUGGCUAUUGACUACUUCUGGGAAGUUGUUUCCCUACUCAUCUGUAUCAUAGCUAUUGUCUUGUUUCUGAUGGCACUUAUGUGUUGUCUGCCCCUCGGUGAUGUCAUAUCGCCCAUAGGCUUUGGUCUGACCGAAUCCUUCCUGUUGAUUUUCUUCGGGAUCGUCACAUUGAUUCUCAAAUAUGCAUACUUCAUGAACAUUAAAACUUUAAUUCUUGUCUACCUGGUGGCUUUAAUCAUUCCAAUGUACUUACUAAUAGACACGUGGUUGAUCAUUGGUGGUAUGAGGUUCUCAUUGGUCCCCAUAGAGUCUGUGGUAGCCAUGAGUAUCACUAUAUGCACGGAUGCGGUGCUGCUGCCGUUGAUAGUUACCAUGUUCUUCUUCAAGAGGCCUUGUUAUAUAGAGAUUGAGGAAAGAGUGGAAAAACCUUACUGAGAAGAGAGGUCAAGCAUGUAACAGAAGAGUUUUUGUGGAGUGACCUUACCCAGCAGAGAUCAAGCAUGUUACCAUAUUCAAUAAUUUCAUAAAUAAAAGUGUAAUGUUCUGA
Messenger RNA from Biomphalaria glabrata, 1425 nucleotides. RefSeq lists its product as uncharacterized. Lineage: Eukaryota; Metazoa; Mollusca; Gastropoda; Planorbidae. The record is from RefSeq and is a predicted model, not a curated record. The coding region runs from base 150 to 1313 and encodes 387 amino acids. The transcript has 10 exons.